CACCCUCAGAGAGGAUGUAGUGCUCGGCUGACCAGGUAUGUCCUCCCCCCCAGGUAUGUCCCCCCUCCACUGCCUGUGGACUGCUAUACCAAACUGUAUAUAUGUGCAUUGCUGAAAGGUCUCUCUUCAUCUCCUGUACUGUGUCCACAGUCUCUGGUCAUCUCCUGUACUGUGUCCGCAGUCUCUGGUCAUCUCCUGUACUGUGUCCACAGUCUCUGGUCAUCUCCUGUACUGUGUCCGCAGUCUCUGGUCAUCUCCUGUACUGUGUCCGCAGUCUCUGGUCAUCUCCUGUACUGUGUCCGCAGUCUGUGGUCAUCUCCUGUACUGUGUCCGCAGUCUCUGGUCAUCUCCUGUACUGUGUCCGCAGUCUCUGGUCAUCUCCUGUACUGUGUCCGCAGUCUCUGGUCAUCUCCUGUACUGUGUCCGCAGUCUCUGGUCAUCUCCUGUACUGUGUCCGCAGUCUCUGGUCAUCUCCUGUACUGUGUCCGCAGUCUCUGGUCAUCUCCUGUACUGUGUCCGCAGUCUCUGGUCAUCUCC
Messenger RNA from Staurois parvus, 537 nucleotides. NCBI's taxonomy places the organism in Eukaryota, Metazoa, Chordata, Amphibia, Anura, Ranidae. The record is from the annotation of a GenBank genome assembly.